GGGAGGCCGCUUCCACCUCGAAGCCGCCCGCGGCCGCCCGCGCCGCGCCCAGAGUCAAGGGCCAUGUCUGCGGCGGGGUCUCCAGCGGAGGCCCUGCAGGAGGGGCCGGAGAGGCCAGCGCCGCCGGAGGCGCCGCCGGAGGCACCGCGAGGCGACGGGCCGCCCGCCAAGAGGGCGAGGCCGCCGCCGGCUGCGGCGGCGCCGGCGCCGCCCCCGCGCGGAGGGCCCCCCGCCAAGAGGGCGCGGCUCGGCGAGGGCGAUGCGGCGGAGGGGGUCGCCUGCAGGGCGCCGCGGGACGGCGACAUCGCGGUCCACCUGGGCCCGUCCUCGUUCGAGGUGCGCACGGCGGAGGAGGCAGCGGCCCUGGUGCGGCUGCUCCGGGGCGGCCAGGAUCGGGGUGGGCCCCACGCCGAAGAGGGAGAGAGGGCGCUGCUGCAUGUCGCUCCUGCGCAUCCUCGUGGCGGCGGCGGCGUCCGCGAUGCUGGCGGAUCACUACGUCAGGCUGGCGGUCUGCAAGCCGGCCGUGGAUGCGUUCGCGUCCCGGCUGGCCGCCUCGGACGUGGAGCGCCAGGUAGACAUGGACAGAGUGGAGGAGAUGGUGGCCUUGCUGGACGCCGCGUCUAGCGAGAAGGAUGCGAAGGCGGCAGCGCACAAGGCUGAGGCAGACUCGCUGAGAGCCCAGCUCGAUGUCGCGGAGCAGGAGAGGAAAACGGAGGAGGAUGCCGCUCGGAACCGACUGGCCGCAGCAGAGGGGGAUAAGAAUGCGAAGGCAGCAGAGGUUGACGCACUCAGAGACCGACUGGCUGUCGUCGAGGAGGAGAAGACGGCAAAGGCGGUCGGAAUGGACGCGCUCACCGCCAAACUCGCCGAGGUGGAGGAGGAGAAGAAGGCGAAGGCGGCGGUGGAUAGGGCCCUUUUGCAGGCGAAGGCCGACGAGGUGGAGCUGCUCCGAUCCCGACUGGACGCAGCGGAGAAGGAGGGGAAGGCCAGGGCCGAAGAGGCGAAGGAGCUCAGGGACAGACUGGACGCGGUGGCGAGGGAGAGGAGGGCGAGGGCGGACGGGGCGGCCGCACGGGCCGUUCCCUAG
Messenger RNA from Prorocentrum cordatum, 1087 nucleotides. NCBI's taxonomy places the organism in Eukaryota, Dinophyceae, Prorocentrales, Prorocentraceae. The record is from the annotation of a GenBank genome assembly.